Molecule: messenger RNA, 982 nt
Organism: Pimephales promelas (fathead minnow)
Lineage: Eukaryota; Metazoa; Chordata; Actinopteri; Cypriniformes; Leuciscidae
Source: RefSeq, a predicted model, not a curated record
AGCAGCUAUAGAACAAUUCUACAAGGCUCUGGAUAAUGCAACUCCAAACCCUUCUGAGAAGAGUGGUAUACUACGCAUAUUGCCGCACUACUGUAAACAGUUUCAACCAAAGGUGGUGUCUCUGGGUCUACCACAUCCCCUGACCGAGUUAUACAGUGCUCAGAACCGGAAGCUGUCUGCCUCGGACCUUGAGAAGAAAUGUGAUGCAGUAUUUAAUGAUAUGGAAGUCACACCAGAGCAGGCAGUAAGAGUUGAGGAAGAGACACGACAACAGGGAAAGUCAAGGCUAUGGUUUGACAUGAGGGCUGGUAGGGUGACGGCAUCUAGGUUCAAGUCAGCUGCAAGGACAGACCCUACAAAUCCUUCAAAAUCCCUAAUUAGGCAGAUCUGUUACCCUGACCUAUGCAGAUUUUCUACAGUUGCAACCAGAUGGGGAUGUGAACAUGAACAAAAAGCCAGAGAAACGUAUGAGGCGUACGCUGCACAACAUCAUCAAGACCUAAGUGUUCGUGAUGCCGGUCUCCACAUUGAUACCUCCCGUCCCUACCUUGGAGCAUCUCCAGAUGCCUUGGUGUCCUGCUCCUGCUGUGGCGAUGGUAUUUUGGAAAUCAAGUGCCCACACUGUGCCAAAGACACCGGAGUCCUCAGUGCCACUGAAAAGAAACAUUUCUGCAUUGAGAACACAGAUGGUACACAUGCACUUAACAGAGAUCAUCAAUACCACUACCAGGUGCAAGCCCAGUUCUUUGUUACGAGGUGGAAGUUUUGUGACUUCAUGGUGUGGUCUACAUCUGAUUUUUUCAUUCAGAGAAUUUUUCCUGAUGCUGACUUUUUUACAGAAGCAGUGCAGAAUGUCGAGUCUUUCUAUAGGUCAGCCAUUUUAUCCGAGUUAUUGGCUAAGACGUAUACAUGUCCAGAUAGACUGCUGUCAGACAAAAACACAGUCCACAGAGUAGUAGGGUGUUGUUUCAAAACGAAGUGA